Molecule: messenger RNA, 732 nt
Organism: Penicillium malachiteum
Lineage: Eukaryota; Fungi; Ascomycota; Eurotiomycetes; Eurotiales; Aspergillaceae
Exons: 2
Coding region: 1-732 (243 amino acids)
Biological process (GO): nucleoside metabolic process
Molecular function (GO): catalytic activity
Source: RefSeq, a predicted model, not a curated record
AUGGCUGGAAUGGGUAAGGGGGCUGCGUCCCAGGCAGCUUCUAGUCUACGAUGUAGCUACCCAGAAAUCAAGCUCGCGCUUUUGGUUGGUAUCUGUGGAGGAGUUCCGUCAUAUCAGGGAAAGGAGAUGGAUGAUCUCGUACUUGGGGAUGUAGGGAUCAGUGGCAUUGUACAGGGAUACGAGGACGAGAGCGGAUCGAGAGCAGAAUCUCACAAUAUCUUGAUGUCUUGCGAGGCAAACUUGGCCCCAAGAGGGCUGGCUACCCAGGCGCUGAAAGAGAUGAGCUCUUCCAGUCCACCUAUCGACACAAGCACCAAGAUCCAACUCCGUGCAAAAUAUGUCGUUCCUGCGAAGUGGAUACCGAUUCAAUGUAAAGACGCACGGAAACUGACUUGCCAGCAAGUUGGAUGCCACAAAGAUUGGCUAGUCCAACGUAAAAUACUCCAGGAGGCUUUCCCGAAUGGUGACUCGCCAAAACCCAAAGUCCAUUUCGGUCUGGUUGGCUCUGGAGAUACAGUCAUGAAAUCUGGGCAGCAUCGCGACAAAACAGCAGCCCAGCAUAAUCUGAUUGCUUUUGAGAUGGAGGCUUCAGGAAUAUGGGAUAAGUUACCAUGCCUUGUCAUCAAAGGUGUCUCUGAUUACGCCGACAGUCAUAAAAACAAAGAUUGGCAAUAUUAUGCUGCUGCAACGGCUGCGGCUGGCAUGGCAGCCAUACUACAGGAAUUUAGAUAG